Molecule: messenger RNA, 393 nt
Organism: Anisakis simplex (herring worm)
Lineage: Eukaryota; Metazoa; Nematoda; Chromadorea; Rhabditida; Anisakidae
Source: the annotation of a GenBank genome assembly
AUGCUCUAUUUAAAUAUACUUCUUAUCUUAUCAGUUAUCGCUGAUGGUGCUUUCUCGCAACAACCCCGAGGCCAACCGCCUCCAAUCAACCAAUUUCAACAACCACAACCUGGAGCCGGAAUAGGUGAAGAAUGUGUAAAAGCCACAUAUGAAGCUUUCAGACACUUGAAAGAGCAUCUCAAGAAUAAAAUCGAUGUUGACUCACAAUCAGAUUGGUCGGAUGAAAAAGAGGUGUUCUAUUAUUUUGAGCUGGCUGAUCUCAAUAAGGAUUUCUACAUCGAUGGUCUCGAGUUGAUACAAACUGUCACUGCACAUGAGCAUUCGAGUAAGCGUUUACUUCAAAGAAUUUCAUUCAAUAUAUCACAUUUCUUCGCUGAAUUUUGCUCUCGGUAG